AUGCAAGUCUGUCUAUUUCUCACAUUAAUUACGUUACCCAUUUUAAAAGCAAUCAGCCUAAAUAAUUAUCCUAAAGGUUAUGUUCAUUCCAUAAAUGAUUUAAACGUUUAUGAUGUUGGGUCGAAUUACUCUAAUUCAACAGCUAUUGUUGUUGUGUACGAUAUUCGAGGUUUCAACAUUUCUCAAACGAGAAUAUUCUGUGAUAGAUUAUCAUUCGAGUAUAAAGCCAGAGUCUGCAUGCCUGAUGUAUUUAGAGGAACAGCUGCUCCGGAGAAUACGAGUGAACUGCAGGCAUGGAUGGCUAAAGUUGGAAACUGGUCACAAAUUGAAAAAGAUUUACGUACAGUUAAUGAUCAGUUGAAAAAAGAUGGAGCGAAAAAGUUGGCUAUAUUGGGAUUUUGUUUUGGUGGAUUACAAGUCUUACGAGCAUGUGGUCAACUAUCCAAUGAUUAUUCAGCUGGUAUCAGUAUUCAUGGAUCAUCACUGACAGUAGGAGAAGCAGAAAAUGUUCUACGUCCGAUGAUGCUUUUGGCAGCUGGCAAUGAUCUACCUUUAACCGAUAUAGCGACUGUUUUAAAUAAAAAAUCAUUUGGUAGCCAAUGUGAAUAUAAAGUAUAUUCAAAUAUGCGUCAUGGUUUUGCAUCUGCGCGUGCGAAUUUCAGUGAUCCAGAAAAUGUCAAAGCACUUGAUGAUGUCCAUGAUAAAUGUAACAAAUUUCUUCACAAAAUAUUAAUAGACUCUGCCACGAAACGGACAAACACUUAA
This is a messenger RNA of Didymodactylos carnosus, 765 nucleotides long. The record is from the annotation of a GenBank genome assembly. Lineage: Eukaryota; Metazoa; Rotifera; Eurotatoria; Philodinida; Philodinidae.